AUGGCGACAUGCAAAACAAUUAGUCAGACUGAGGCUGGCCUUGAAGCCUGGCAGAGCAGGAAAUCUCUUACGGAAUGUAUCAGACAUUGUCUUGACAAUAAAGUGUUCAAUGACGUCACAUUUCGGGUUGGGAGAGAACAGAAGCACGUCCAGGCUCAUAGACUGAUUCUCGGUAUCCGCAGCGGCGUGUUCGAGGCCAUGUUCUACGGGCCAUUGGCAGAGCAGGAUGAUAUCGUCAUUCCGGAAGUAGAACCCGGCAUAUUUGAACAGUUUCUAAGGUACCUCUAUACAGAUGACGUCACAGUGAAUUGUGCCAGUGUAAUGGGUUUGAUGUACGUAUCAAAGAAGUAUGACGUCAAAACCCUGGAACAGAAGUGCCUGACGUAUUUGUCGUCAUCGAUGACGUCAGACAACGCCUGUGUGAUACUGGAACAGGCCCACGUGUUUGAUGAGCAGGAAUUGAAAGAAAAAGCUAAGACUUUUAUUUUGGAAAAUGGAGAUGCCGCUCUAAAAUCAUCUGGAGUUACCGACCUUUGUCACGAAUGCUUGGUUAAGGUCAUACAAGCGGACGAACUGGAGGCCGAUGAACAAUCUGUCUUUGAAGCUGUUGUGGCGUGGAGUGAGAGCGCCUGCAGAAAACAAAACAAAGAUGUAACUUCAGAAAACAGACGACAUGUGCUUGGGGAAGCCAUAAAGCACGUGCGGUUUCCCUUACUUGACCAGAAGUAUUUCGUGAAAAAUGUACCACCAACUAACUUGCUGACUGGCACAGAAAAAUUCAACAUCUUGGCACACAUGGUAUGUCCUGAUGAAAACGUUUCACCAUUUAAUGCCAACAAGCGCAUGGGUGUUGUUCGUCGAGAUAAAAUUAUAAUACAGCGUCUCACCAUAAAGCAAUGUUUUAUUUGCAUAUGUUCCACUGAUAUUGAUCAUGGAAUUAUGUUUUCUGUACACCAAGACGCAUCACUACUAGGAUUCCAGUUGUAUGGUCCCUAUGACAAAAUCACUGCAAAUUAUGACGUCAGAGCUUUCAUAACUGACCUGAAAACAGAUGACGUAAUCGAAGGUUCAUCAGUGACAAAGUCAGUCUCAGUCGCAGCUGGGACGACAACAUAUGACGUGGAGUUUCCACGACCCCUAAAACUGAGCAAAGACAAGAAGUACAAUCUGAUUGUUAACAUCGAUGGACCUAGAUCACACUGUGGGGGGUCGGGCAGAUCUACAGUACAGAACGGGUCGUUUGUGUGCUCGUUCUUCAACUGCCAGAAAUACAAACACAGUAACAAACCAAACCCAUCGACAGAUGUGACUGAAGGACAGAUACCUGGUUUGAUGUUCUUAGUAUGACAACCUGUAGUUGGAGAUUAUGUUAUAGUAGAGUAGUGUUAGUAUGGAGUCAUCUUCCUAGUAGUAGCUGGUGGGACUUUCUCUAACAGCCCAGCUAGUAGAGCAUUGCAUUCUUAUAAAUCAGUGCUCGAAAUACUGCCGUCCCGACCACUUUUUGCCGGUCAACGUCACUACGGGCUGGGAUAUAUGUUUUCCUUUAUAUUUUAUGAUCAUGUUUGGUCUGGUAGGUUUUGAUGUAGUCCGGCAGAAUUUCUGGUUUCCAGGAAUUUCAGCCAAUUUCGACCCCUGUGUAUAAAUGGUCCGUGGUUCCACCCCAUUCAGUAUUGGUUGUUUUACAUGUAAAUGUUACAAUUUGUGGCCCAGAGGCCCGGGACAUACAUUGACUUGAUGGUGUAGUAGUGUUCGUAUAAUGUGCCACUCUUGCGCAGUAGCCAGUUAAAUGUCUUUUCUUAGCUCUGUUGGAAAAGCUUAGAUACAGACAUACAUAUGCAUGUACGAGUGCACAGACAGACACACACAUGCACAGGCACACCGACAGACACACAAACACGCACACAUACGCGCACACACAAUCGUACGCACAUACACUUGCACAUUGAUAAAUAUAACGUUUAAAGUGCUCCUUCUUGAUAUAUGCACAUAGGAUUGUUUUUCCAUGCCUAAUAACAAUGCGCGGGAAAAAGUCUCACAUCACUAUACAUUUGUGCACGAUUUUUACCUGUUUCGGUAUUCACCGAAAUAAUAAUUGCAUCAAAGACACCGCACGUAUAGGUUCUUGCAUUUGUUAAAACUUUGUCAGUAAAUGUAUCGUUAAAAAAACAGUUCCAUUUAUUUCUGACGUUUUGUGGCGUGUGUUCCCUACACCACAUCGUUACAACCGUUGAAAACACCCGUAAAGAACCCCCAAAACAAACAAACAGAAAAAAAGAAAAACAAAAAAGAAGAAGAAGAUGAAAAACAUGUUGUGGCAUUCCUUGAAACGAUUUUAACACACUUAAAGGCAAUGAUACACACUGGCAUAGCCAGGGUGAUAUAAUGGUGGUGGGGGG
Gigantopelta aegis is the source of this 2396-nucleotide messenger RNA. RefSeq names its product BTB/POZ domain-containing protein 2-like. The transcript has 2 exons. NCBI's taxonomy places the organism in Eukaryota, Metazoa, Mollusca, Gastropoda, Neomphalida, Peltospiridae. Gene Ontology annotation, cellular component: cytosol. Gene Ontology annotation, molecular function: protein binding. Gene Ontology annotation, biological process: neurogenesis. The record is from RefSeq and is a predicted model, not a curated record. Bases 1 to 1347 code for a protein of 448 amino acids.